GGCCCACUCAGAUUGUGCCGCAGAGGAGGAGAGAGGAACUGGGGUGAGCAAGCAUUGUGGCUUUGUCUGUUUCCUGUUUCAGCAAGGUUUCUGUGCAAAAAGAAACACGGUACCAAGAAGAGAAUGCUAAGGGGGCCCAGAGCCAUGGAUUGAGAGCUUGCACUUUACUCAGCUGCUGUCUUGCCCCAUCUGAGACCAGAGCCAAGAUCUGCCCGGGACCUGGAAAAUUUUUCUGAGCUGCUUGGGUUGGAGCCUGGGACCCAAGCGUGAAAUGUUUGGUCAAUGAAGACGUGGCAGCCAGAAAGACCUUUCCCCUUUGCUGAGGAAGAGACAAAGGCCAGAGAAAAGCAGAAAUCAGCCAGAGACUGGACCCUGGAGUCCUGACUCUCAGUUUGACAUCAUCACCUCCUCACUUUUCAGCCCACAUACCCCAGCAGCUAUUCCAGGAACUGGAAGCCAAGCACAACAGGUGUUCAGGAGCUCAUCAUGAUCGGCCUGGACCCCAGGCCUUCCCCUGGCUUGGCCCGGUGGGCUGAGAGCUAUGAGGCCAAAUGUGAGCGCCGGCAGGAGACCCGUGAAAGCCGCCGCUGCCGCCCCAACAUGACCACUUGCCGCCAGGUAGGGAAGACGCUGAGGACCCAGCAGAGGGAGCAGCUGCAGAGAGCCCGACAACAGCAGUUCUUCAGGAGACGGAACCUGGAAGUGGAGGAGAAAGACAAAACACACAGCUCCCGGACUGGGGAGCAAGGUCUCUCCAGGAGGACAGGCCAGGCGACUGACCUCAAGAAGCCCUUGUCUUGGGCCAACAGGAUCUCUGCCCCCAGACAGCAGGUGUCAGGGACCAGCUCUGAGGUCCUUCCAAACCAGCAUCAUCCUCUCCCCAGCGUCUGGAGGGAUCUAGCAGAUCACCUCCCCUCCCAGGCUGGGGGCCUUCCACCACAGGAUAUUCCCAUCAAGAAGCCACCCAAACACCACCGUGGCACUCAGACAAAGGCCAAAGAAGCACAGCCAACAAUUAAGAAUGAUGCCAGUCAGCAAACCAAUUAUGGAGUUGCAGUUCUGGAUAAGGAAAUCAUCCAGCUCUCUGAGUACCUCAAAGAGGCCCUACAAAGGGAGCUGGUUCUAAAACAGAAAAUGGUGAUUCUCCAAGACCUAUUGUCUACCCUGGUUCGGGCCUCUGAUAGUUCUUGGAAGGGACAGCUUAAUGAAGACAAACUGAAGGGCAAACUGAGGUCCUUGGAAAACCAGCUGCAUACCUGUACCCAGAAUUAUUCCCCUUGGGGAAUGAAAAAGGUGCUAAUGGAGAUGGAAGACCAGAAAAACAGCUAUGAGCAGAAAGCCAAGGAAUCACUGCAGAAAGUGCUGGAGGAGAAAAUGAGCGCAGAGCAGCAACUGCAGAGCACACAGCGGUCCCUGGCUCUGGCUGAGCAGAAGUGUGAAGAGUGGAGGAGCCAGUACGAAGCUCUGAAGGAAGAUUGGAGGACCCUGGGGACCCAGCACAGAGAGCUGGAGAGCCAGUUCCAUGUGCUCCAGUCCAAACUGCAGGGGGCAGACAGUAGAGACCUUCAGAUGAACCAGGCCCUGCGACUCCUGGAGAACGAGCACCUGGAGCUGCAGGCCAAGAUUGAGUGUCUGCAGGGGGACAGAGACCUGUGCAGCUCGGACAGCCAGCUCCUACAAGAUCAACUAAAGAGGUCAGAGGAGGAGAAACUCGCCCUGGUGACCAAAGUACAGCAGUUGCAGAGUCUGCUGCAGAGCCAGUCCACACAGCUCCAAGAACAGGAGAAACUCUUAACAAAGAAAGAUCAGGCUUUGUCUGAGUGGAGUCCAAAGCCCUCCCAUAACGAAGUGGAGCCUGAGGGUACAGGGAAGGAGCAAGACUGGGAUUUCAGAGACCAGCUGCAAAAGACGACUUUGCAGCUCCAGACCAAGGAAAAGGAGUGCAGAGAACUGCAUUCAGAGUUAGACAACCUCAGUGACGAGUACCUCUCCUGCCUGCGUAAGCUCCAGCACUGUCGAGAAGAGCUGAACCAGAGCCAGAAGCUGCCUCCCAGAAGGCGGUGUGGUUGGUGGCUAUCACUGUUGAUGGCAAUAGCCGCUAUAGCACUGGCGGUGCUCCUGGCCAACAAGGACAGCCUGAUGAUCUGAAAAACUUGUGACAGCUUCCUCGGGUGAAAAUCAGAAGAAACUCAAUAAAAAACUCAGAAGGUCUGGUCACCUUCAAGUGUGGGUUUUCCCAAUGCAACUGAAAUUUCUGACUUUAUUUUUUUUAACCUACUGUAAAUAAAAUGAAUAAACGUUGCCUGACAGUCUC
Messenger RNA from Phyllostomus hastatus (greater spear-nosed bat), 2314 nucleotides. It is a transcript of the gene TRAF3IP3, whose product is annotated as TRAF3 interacting protein 3. The coding region runs from base 487 to 2148 and encodes 553 amino acids. The record is from RefSeq and is a predicted model, not a curated record. The transcript is spliced from 17 exons. Lineage: Eukaryota; Metazoa; Chordata; Mammalia; Chiroptera; Phyllostomidae.